Messenger RNA from Cyphellophora attinorum, 1035 nucleotides. Its product is annotated as Alcohol dehydrogenase. The record is from RefSeq and is a predicted model, not a curated record. The transcript is spliced from 4 exons. Lineage: Eukaryota; Fungi; Ascomycota; Eurotiomycetes; Chaetothyriales; Cyphellophoraceae. Bases 1 to 1035 code for a protein of 344 amino acids. Gene Ontology annotation, molecular function: oxidoreductase activity.
AUGAAGGCUGUCCAACUUGUCCAGUACAAGAAGGAGUAUCAGAUCCGCGAUGUCCCUGUACCAGAGCCGGGCGAGAAUGAUCUGUUGAUCAAGAUUGCUGCAGCUGGAUUCUGCCACACUGACUACCAAGUUUGGGAGGGCGUUUAUAAGUCGCCGACGCCACUCAUUCCGUCGCACGAGCCGGUCGGUACCGUUGUCGCAAUUGGAGCUGCUGCUCAGAAGUCCGGCAAAUGGUCUAUUGGAUCUCGUGUUGGGGCUCUCCUGUUUCGUCAUCCUUGUCAUCAUUGUGUUGGAUGCGAGUCGACCUCGGAUGUGCGUUUCUGCAAGAACAACGAGACGGCUGGACUGUUGAAUGACGGCGGCAUGGCUGAGUAUAUGAUCGGCGACGCAGACGACUGCGUUUUGUUGCCCGACAACCUCUCCUUUGAACAAGCCGCACCUCUGAUGUGUGCAGGGAACACCACUUGGGCUGCUUUGGUGGCCGCGAACGUGGCACCUGCUGCGCCCGUGGGUAUUGUCGGAAUCGGCGGUCUUGGUUCUCUGGCCGUUCAAUUCGCGAAAGCCUUGGGUCAUCCGGUCGUCGCUGUGGACAAUCGUGAAGAAGGUCGCGCCCUUGCCACGGAGCCCACUCUCAAAGCAGACCUGGUCCUGGACUUCGGAGACUCCGAAGCGGUGAGCAAGAUCAAGUCUUGGGCGGGUCGAGACGGUCUUGCUGCUGUCAUAGUGUGCACAGACAAUGUCGAAGCUACCGAAUGGAGCCUCAAUACUCUGAGACCACACGGUGUAGCUGUGCCACUUGGCCUGCCGACGACAGGGUUCAAGUUUGAUGCCUUCACGGUGAUCUUCAACGAAAUCGUGAUCAAAGGGUCGCUAGUCGCCACCAGGGAUCAAGCUGAAGAUAUGUUGAGAGUCGUUGCAGACCAUCAGAUUGAGAGUCACCUCACGGUCGUCUCGUUCGACGAUGCGCCGAAGCUGCCUGACAUGUACAUGUCAUCUAACCUGAAAGGAAGGCUCGUCUUGAAGGUCGGGUCAUGA